GUAGGAGCUUUUGCUAGAUUACCGCGCAGGGAAAAGAAGAGAAAAAAAGAACAGCUAUUAGAGCAAGGAGGAGCAUCUCUGGCCUCGUAAACCAACCGCAAAGGCUUCUCCUUUCUUCGAUUACUCUCCCUCUCUAACAUUUCUCAUCUCUCCUGCUUGAUCUGAGAGUGCGCGCUUCAUGUCCGCUGAAAUUCGUCACAUAGCUUGAUGGCGCCUGCGCUCGAGCACGACUACAUACGCCUGUCGGAGGUCUCCGAUAAGCUUGCAAGUAGUGAAGUGGAAAAUCUACGUGAGACAGAGCUCCGGCUAGGGCUUCCGGGCUCCUUGUCGCCGGAAAGGAAGGAGAAAGUGGGACUUACACUUGGGUUACAGAUACCGAAGGGUUUUGCAGCUGGAGCAAAGAGGGGUUUUUAUGAUGCUAUUGACGAGAACAGUAAGUGGAUUUUCUCUGGGAUUGGUGGAUCUGAAGGGGAAAUGGAGAAAGGUGGUGCCUUGUUCUCGCCGAGGGGCAACGGUGGCGGCGGCGGCGGCGGAGGUGGAGGAGGUCUGGUCGGCGGCGGUGGGAAGGAGGUCGCCGGAAAAGCUGUGAGUGGACAGGACAAGAAGGCGCAGGGGAUGCCUGCUACAAAGGCACAGGUUGUGGGUUGGCCGCCGAUCCGAAGCUACCGCAAGAACACGAUGUCUACAAAUCCAUCAAAGAACAAAGAAGACGGCGACGGGAAGCUUGGACUUGGUUGCCUCUAUGUAAAGGUUAGUAUGGAUGGAGCCCCUUAUCUGAGGAAGGUGGAUCUCAGGACUUACUGCAGCUAUAAGGAGCUCUCAUCAGCACUGGAGAAGAUGUUUAGUGGGUUCACCAUCGGUCAGUGUAGAGAUGGGCUGACUGAAAGCUGUUUGAUGGAUCUUCUUAAUGGUUCUGAGUAUGUGCUGACUUAUGAAGACAAAGAUGGAGAUUGGAUGCUUGUUGGUGAUGUUCCAUGGAAAAUGUUCAUUGAUUCCUGCCGAAGGCUACGGAUUAUGAAGGGCUCCGAUGCAAUUGGCCUUGCUCCGAAGGCGAUGGAGAAGAACAAGAAUCAGCACUAGGGCGGGGCGCGAUGGAU
Messenger RNA from Phalaenopsis equestris, 1097 nucleotides. RefSeq names its product auxin-responsive protein IAA17-like. Gene Ontology annotation, molecular function: protein binding. The transcript is spliced from 5 exons. Lineage: Eukaryota; Viridiplantae; Streptophyta; Magnoliopsida; Asparagales; Orchidaceae. The coding region runs from base 208 to 1080 and encodes 290 amino acids. Gene Ontology annotation, biological process: regulation of DNA-templated transcription. Gene Ontology annotation, cellular component: nucleus. The record is from RefSeq and is a predicted model, not a curated record.